ACAAUGAAUCAAUUGUUAUUGAAUUUUAUUUUGCAUCAUUUCUGGAAUGCAAAUAUUAAUGCAAUUGUAUUUUUCAAUUGUUGGAGUUUGCAAACCCAGCAACAUUUUAUGCAUAUGACUAACGAGAGAAUGUGGUAUACGCGCUUUGUAAAUAUCGAAUCAAUGGAUUUAUUUGGUGAUUUUGAACAUCGCUAUUUGCUGCAUAGCCGAUCCAUUUUGGGAGCCUACUUAGAUAUGAACUGUAAUAAAUCGGAGGACGUACUGAACACACUUAGCCGCUGGAGUCUCUAUAAUCAGCACUAUAACUGGUUGCUCUACGAUCGUACAGCUGAUAUGCACAACUUCAAACGCCUCUUUGUGAAUGCCAGCCUCUCUGUAGAUGCAGAGCUCACUUAUGUCAUACUGAAGCCAGCUCUUAUGGACGCCAAUACUGAUACGAAUACAACGUGCUAUAUAACUUAUGAUGUCUAUAAUAAUGGCUACGCCUUAGGUGGUAAACUGAAUGUGACUGUUGAUCGCGAGAUUCAAUGCAAUUUGCAGGAUUGCCAUGUACGGCGUUAUCUUUCAGAUUUGCAUUUGCGAUCGAAAUAUAGCAAUCGACUUCGGUUGCACGAUGUAACAAUGCGGGUGUCGACUGUGGUCACUAAAAGGCCACUCAGUUUACCACCGCAUCUACUCUUAGAGUUUCUAAACUCAGAAAAUAAUACGGAAAUCGAUGCAAUCUCGCGUUUUGGCUUCAGAGUGUUGUUGAUCUUCAAGGAUCUCUUCGGUUGCAACAUGGAGCACACCUUUCGCGACCGCUGGAGCAUGAAUGAAACGCAUGGUGGCAUAAUCGGUGACAUGAUCACCAAGGACGCCGACUUUGUAUCCUCACCUUUCCUCAGCACUAAGCCGCGUCAGAAGCAUCUCUCGCUUAUGGCCGUAACAGGUGCUUAUCGACAACUUUGUCUCUUUCGCACACCACGCAGUACCAGCAUUAGAGGUGAAGCCUUUCUACAACCUUUCGACACCUCGGUAUGGGUUGUUUUCAGCAUCAUACUGGGUUUACUGGCGAUUUUUCUUUGGCGUACCUUUGCUUUGGAGUCACGCAAUUUCCGUCAACGUAUGCCUUAUGAACCUUCACUACUGGCGACCACCCUACUGGCUUUCGGUUCGGCCUGUUAUCAGGGUAGCAAUAUUGUGCCGUUUUCGUUGGGUGGGCGAUUGGCCUAUUUUUCACUCUAUUUUGCAACGUUUAUUAUGUAUAAUUAUUAUACAUCAACUUUGCUUUCAACGCUGCUCGGUACGCCGGUAAAGUCUGAUAUCAAGACGCUCGGUCAGUUAGCUGAUAGUUCCUUGGAGGUUGGACUGGAUCCAUUGCCCUUUACUUUUGUGUACUUGAAUGCCUCUCAAUUGCCCGAAGUACGUCGUUUUGUCUAUCGUAAAAUUGCGUCCAAGCCUCAUCCCGAUAAGGUUUGGAUUCCUGUGGAAGAAGGUAUUUUACGCGUGCGCGACGAUCCCGGCUUUGUUUACGUACUUGAAACUUCGACAAGUUACCCAUUUUUGGAACGGAGUUUCUUACCGCAUGAGAUUUGUGAUUUAAACGAGGUUUUGCUACGUCCAGAUCGCGGUUUGUUUACUCAGCUCCACAAAAAUUCAACCUAUAAGGAAUUAACACGCUUGAGGGCAUCUCGCAUGAUGGAGACAGGCGUUUGGCGCAAACAUCGUCGCUAUUGGGUUAAGGAAAAACUAAAUUGCGUGCCAGGCAAUUUUCUCUUCGCUGUUGGCAUGGAGUACACGGCUCCACUAUUUCUAAUGCUAAUUUUCUCAUUUGCACUAUGUUUAGUGCUAUUAUUAUUGGAGUUAGGUAUUAAAUAUUUGUUGGAUCAUCAGCGUGAUAAUACGAUUG
Messenger RNA from Rhagoletis zephyria (snowberry fruit fly), 1888 nucleotides. RefSeq lists its product as uncharacterized. Gene Ontology annotation, molecular function: ligand-gated monoatomic ion channel activity. Lineage: Eukaryota; Metazoa; Arthropoda; Insecta; Diptera; Tephritidae. The record is from RefSeq and is a predicted model, not a curated record. Gene Ontology annotation, cellular component: membrane.